Babjeviella inositovora NRRL Y-12698 is the source of this 8163-nucleotide messenger RNA. It is a transcript of the gene CYS4, whose product is annotated as cystathionine beta-synthase. Gene Ontology annotation, molecular function: cystathionine beta-synthase activity. Gene Ontology annotation, biological process: cell morphogenesis. The record is from RefSeq and is a predicted model, not a curated record. Gene Ontology annotation, cellular component: site of polarized growth; cell cortex. The transcript is spliced from 2 exons. NCBI's taxonomy places the organism in Eukaryota, Fungi, Ascomycota, Pichiomycetes, Serinales. The coding region runs from base 1 to 8163 and encodes 2720 amino acids.
AUGUCGUACACUCCGCCGCUCCAAAUCGAGAUUCCCGACGCGGAGGAGCCAUACUACCCGCCGAUGCCUCCCGGGGCCCAGAUUGAGAUUCCCGAGAUGACGUUUGUGGCGACGCCAUACCAACCGCAGCCGCUGGCGCUGCCGGAGGCCACCCCCAGACAUAGUACGUCCAUACGUGCAAGCACCCUUCUCCGCAGUUCAUCCAUUACCAGCACCACCAGCAGACGGCUCACGCUCUCGGACGGCCAAGAAGUGGCCGCGGUGAAAAAGAGCCUCGCGACGGACCCCAAGACCCCCGCCGAGUACACGCUUCAUAUCCUCUUUACCCAAUUUGUCCGCCACGCCGAGCGCAAACUCAACCUCUGCUUAAACUACCCCCUCGAUACGGAGCUGCCAGUGGUGGAGCUUCUCGCUGAGGGCGUGGAUCCGGAGUUCGACUCUAUCAUCGCUUCGCUCGGGUACAUUGCGCGGAGAAAACCCAAACCAGUGAUCGACUCCGUCAUGUUUUGGCGAAAAUCCAAGCUGGAGGUUUCGGUGAUGGCAGCUAACGCAGUGGAAAAAAACUUGGGGCUUGCCAAAACGCUCCAGCAACAACUCCAUAAGUCGGCGCUGCCGCUGCCGUCGCCCUCCACCCAACUCUCGCUUCUCAAACGGCACACAUCGCGCGGCCCCUCGCGUGCGCCCAGCGUAUCCAGCCUUCCAUUCCAGCGCCACAAGCGGAAUAACUCAUCCAAGUCUUCCAUCAACCUGAAGAACAUUACAGACGAUACGGAUUUGACCCGAAAGCAGCAGAUUUUGGAGCUGCAGCUUCAGACAUCGCGCGAGACGGCCGUCCAGGCGGACCGCAAGUCGCUCGUCUCCAUCUAUAUCCUCUGCCGUGUGCUCAUCGAGGUGAUCAAACAGACUCCGACCGAUGCCAUCGGCGACGACCUUGGCGAUAAGCUCGAGGAGAUCGUAUACACACAAUUGAAGACGACCGAUCCCCAGGCGCUUGGCUCGCUUAUCCGCUCGGCGAACUGGAACCUCUUUGCGGAACUCCUCGGACACAUGUCUGAGAAACGGUUCCUCAGCGUGAGCGACCGCUUCAUCGCUGACUUGGAGAAGAUCCCGCAGGCCGUGGCUCCCGGUGACGAGCCGCGGCUACAGCUCUUGAUACAUGGGAUGCGCUAUCUCCGAAUGACAAACUAUCCGCUCGACUGCUUUGAAGACAGCGCGGAGUUUCUCCAGUCAGUCAGCAAGUUCUACAGCCGGUGUGCCAACGAGGCCAUCACCGCCACCUACUCCGAGGUGCUCACGCACUUGCUCUUGUCGUUGGCUGAUGUCUUGACGGCCGAGGCGAACCACCCCACGUGGGUGGCCGCGGUCCUGGCCAUCUACACCCGCUCUUCCGGCCUCGCCGCUCUUCUGGGUCCCUGGACCACCAGCUUCACGCUUCUCCUGUCGUCCCUUGCGGUGGCCCCCAAGGAGAUUUUCCUGGCCAACUGGAUGAAGCUCAUCGAGACACAUUCGGCAAAACUUAAACCGAAGACGCCGCUCAGCAGCAAGGCGGUGUAUGUCACCGCCUUGGCCCGUCUCAUGUGGGUCUUCUUGUACCGGUGUCCCGAGUCGCUCAACCAGACAGUGCGCUGCUUCGACCAGCUCUAUAAGAUGUUGAAUCUCACAACCACCAACCGCAAGCAGCAGUGGCUCACGGCGGACCUCGCGCUUCUCCAGCCGCUCGUGCAGCUCCUUCGUGCGGUCGGGUUCUCCAACCUCACAUACGCGCUCGAGGACGUUCUUCUUCCAAUGUUCCGGCUGGCAUUUUCCAGCGGCUUGGAGGGCAUGGCGCAGGAGCGGCUCCUCCUUGUAAUCCGGCUGUACGUGUCGAUUCUCGCGGACAUGGAGGCGAAGCAGCGCCCGCCGUUUCCCACCGAUGAAGUUAUCGCGUCGGUCUUGCACAAACCGCGCACAGCAAGUACGGGCGCAGACUUCUUCGUGCGCGGCUCGCACAACGCGGUCACCCACGAGGAAUUCUGUAAGCACCUCGCGCAGUUGUUCUUGGUGUUGGACGCGUCUGUCGGGGCAAACAGCUCCGAAUCCACCCAGAAACUCAGCACUGCCCCGUUCGCGUCGUUCCAUUUUGGCUCAGACUCGAAUGUCCAGACCACGCGGAACUUGAACACGGAGCUCUUUGCGUCGGUGCUCGAGGUCGUUCCAUGGUGCCUCACGGGCCUUUCCUCCCUCCCGUUUAAGAAGCUCGUUGAUAUUCUCCUUCGCAACGCCAUCCACAGCGAUGUUCGCGUAUCCACUGCGGCCACCAACACGCUUCGUGCACUUGCGUCGCGCCGCAACCCCACCGCACUCGUCACGACCUUCGCGCAGCUCGCGUUCUGUCUCGAGGAUACGCCACACCCCGCGUACAUGGCGGACUACUCGACCUCCACCGCAUACCAGCGCCUCUUGACGCUCUACGUAGACCUCCUCCAGUGCUGGCUCGCGGGGUUCGAGAGCACCGACGACGCCGUGGACUCAGAGAUGCCCACAAACGACAUCCGAGCCGCGACUGAGCGCCGUCGCCUGACGGACGAGCUCGAGUGGAAGAGCAUCGCCAACGUGAUCGAGGAGCUCGAGGGUAACGGGCUCUUCUUCCUUUGUUCGCACGACUCCAGCAUCCGCCACUUGGGCGUCACCAUUCUCCGCAUCGUCACUCGUUUCGACGAUGUCAUCUUCGAGAGUACAACCUCAGAGAAGGUCGACCGAAGCCACCGCCGCAGCUCGUCCAAGUUUGCGGCCGAUGUCGGCGUCCGUAUCAUCGAUGUUCUCGAGGAUGCUGACUUUGUGGAGCUCAUUGAGCCGGUGAAGGAACUGUUGAGCAUGCCCGAGCGGAGCAAGAUCGCAAAGUUGGUGAGCAAGCCGCGCAGAGACACGCUUCUCCGUCUCGCGGAGUCCGAUUACGGCGUGGACACCGCCAUCUGGUUUCGGCUCUUCCCCCAGAUCGUGGUACUUUGUUUCGAGCGGUCGCCCGUGUCGGUGGCGCUCUGCCGGUCGAUCGUGUGCGGCCGUCUUGUGCAGAUUCAUGAGACGGUGUGUCUAUACGCGGAUGCGCGCAGCGGUGCGCGCUCGUUUGACUUCCCGCCGGAGAUCUUGGUGCAGCAGUGGAAGUUGUACCUUGUCUUUGCGUGCUGCGCGCUCACGUCCACCAGCGAGGACACGCUUGCGGUCGUACCGCGGCUGCGUAAGCCUGCGCGCAUCACAUCCGCGGUGUCUAUCUUCAAAAUGGUGAUCCCGUUGCUUCGCUCGGACCAGAUGUUGGUGCGCGACGCGGUCAUCAGCGGCUUGAGCUCCGUCAAUCUCAACGUGUUCCGCAAUCUACUCGAGUCGUUCGGGCCCGUCAUUUCCGCGUGGGAGAGCCAGAGUGCCGGUGAGGGCCUGGAAAACCGGAUGAAGGUGGAGAUGACGCACAUCCUCCAGAACGUCACGACGCGUGCGCGCGGCGACGCGCUUCUCUUUGCAGACGAGUGGACCGUGCUGAAGCUCGUGGAUUUCCUCACGUUCAUGACGGGUUUCUUGCACGAACAGAGCGUGCAGGUGCGCUUUGAGUUUCAGACGCUCCGCCGCUACUUCUGCAGGUUACUCGAGAAUGUGUACACGGGUGUGGCCGCAUCCGAGCGCACAACGUGGUUUCCGUUUGCUGCGCGCGUGCGCUGCUACGGAUUCCUCGAGGAGUGGUGUGGGUACGGCCAGUACGCGCAGCUCAGCCAUGAGCGCUACAACUUCAUGGUCAAGCAGGUGACUGCAGCCGCGCAGACCGGCUUGAACGCGGCAAUCGAGAUUGAGCGAGGCCAGUUAGAGUAUGCGAGCGUCAGCUGCAUGGCUGCGCUCUGCGCCGACAUCGCGGACGGUGCGGGUGCAAAGCCCGCGUCGUUUGACAUUCCGGAUCUCCUUGCAUGGAUCGGCGCGUUGCUCAGCAGCGGCAACGACAGGAUCCACGAGCAGGGGCGCCGUGCCUUGCAGAGCGUGGUUGCGCUGGCUGACGCGAAUAUGGCCAUCAUCGACCACGCGAUCCGCCAGUGCUAUGUGCCGGGCCACCCGGAGGCCACUGAGAGCUACUUUAUCACCCUUGCGGACGCGAUCGUUGCGGACCCCGCGUACCCGUGCUCGUUAUACCAGCUUCUCCCGCUUGCGUUGUUCUGCGCCGCGAGCGACACGGCCACCGUGCGGCACCGCGCCGCGCGUCUUCUUGUGUACACGGAGCAGCGCUUCUACGCUGGCCAAGUGGACGACUUUAGCGAGAGUAUCUGCUGCGAGACCAAGGCAGUCUACAAGCGCGCGUUCUUUAACGCGGCGACGAGCUUCGCGGCGGUUGCACGCGAGAGCUUCAAGAUCAUCCUGGAGUUGACGAUGGUGUUCCACAUCGUGGAGCCACGCGCGCGCCGUGAUGUACUCGCUAUCCUUCUUCCGUGGGUGCAGGCAGUGGAGCUCCAGGCGGAGGAUGGCGUGGUGGAUGUCAAAUCACAGAUGGUGCUCAACAACUUGUUUGAGAUCACGGUCAAAUAUAGCGACGUAAUCCAGAACGAGGUGGAGGCGUUAUGGGUUGCGUUGGGCAACGGCCAUGCCAAUAACACGGGGAUCGUACUCCGGUUUCUCACCGCUUCCGCGACCGAACGCCGCAAGACGGUGUUUGUGGAGUACGCGCGACUGGUGGUGGUGUAUCUUGCGUUCACCCAGACCGGGAGCGCCAUCGUGGAGACGCUUAUUGCGAACCUCGAGCCCAAGGCGAUGAUCCCGCCGCACCCUAAGCCGGUGGAGCGCGUCCAGUCGACGUCGGACCUCCCGUACAUUGCCGACUUGGGCUUGAUUCUCAACCAGGGCAAGGAGGCGGUGCUCUCGCUCGGCCAAGUGUCGCUUGUAUUUCUUGUGGAUCUUCUUGCGAUUCCGAGUGAAAUUCCACGGGCCAAGGUUCCGUUGCUUCUUCAUGUGGCGUUUGCCCUUUUGGAUCACUAUCUCCCGGUGGUGCAGCAGCAGGCAGCGGAGAUGGUUGCGCAUGUGCUAUACACGCUCGCGCGUGACGCACCACGUACGAAAGAAACUAUCGCGUUGUUGCGCCAGGGCAGGUCCGACCUGCCGGACGCUUUGCGCGUGCGUGCCCUCUGGGUCUAUGAUGACCUCCACCGCGACCGCAACGGCGCCACCACGCCCAAGAGUAUGGACCUGCUUGUGCGCGCAACCCUCGCGAUCCUCCAGCCGACAAUACCCUCCCUCCAGGACGAGUGGUCGCGCGUGUCCCUUGUUUGGUCGACCACCUGUGCCGUCCGCCACAUCGCGUGUCGCUCGUUUCAGGUGUUCCGCCUGCUUCUCUCGUUCCUCGACCAGGGCAUGCUCCGCGACAUGCUCCACCGACUCUCCAACACGAUCUCCGACGAAACUCCCGACAUCCAGGGCUUUGCGAUGCAGAUUCUCAUGACGCUCAACGCGAUCUGUGCGGAGCUCGACUCGGCCCAGUUGAUUGAAUUCCCCCAGUUGUUCUGGCUGGGCGUGGCCUGCCUAAGUACCGUCCAUGAGCCGGAGUUUCUCGAGGUGCUUUCGGCGCUUUCAAAGUUCAUUUCCAAGAUUGAUCUCGACUCCCAGGAUACGGUAAACUGUCUUGUUUCGACGUUUCCGCCAAAGUGGGAGGGCAAGUUUGAGGGCUUGCAGCCGCUUGUGAUGGUAGGCCUCCGCUCGGCUGCGUCGCACGACGCGGCGCUCCGGUUCCUUGACCGCUUGAACCGCCUCCAGGACAGUGAAAUCAUCGCCGCGGGCAGCAGCCGGCUCCUCCUCGCGGUGCUUGCGAACCUCCCGCGCAUGCUCCAUGCGAUGGAUGCGGUUCUGCCUGAGCUUGCAGAAGCCACAGCCACGAUGGUGGCCAUGUGCGAGCGCUUUGCGGCACCGGACCUCUCGCGGCUCCUCACAUCAUAUGCCAAGGGCCGCUUCCGGUCCAAGAAGGACUUUGUCGCGCAGAUCGUCGCCGUCAUCCGCAAGUACUUUUUCCCGCAAUACGAAGCCCAGACCCUUGUGGUGCUCCUCGGGUUCUUGUCCAAUAAUACCCGGUGGGUGAAACUCGAGACGAUGGAGUUGCUCAAGAGCAUGCUUCCUUAUGUGGACUUCCAACGCGAGGAGUUCCUCGGGGUCGGGGCGGACUUAAUUUCGCCGUUGUUGCGGCUUCUUCUCUCGGACUACGCAGGGCCCGCGCUUGAGGUGUUGGACGAGGCAUCGAGCAUUUCCGGGUCCCAGCUCGACAAGGCGGUGUUGCGGAUGAGUCUCGGUAACCACACCAUCCGGAAGGAGUACGAAAAGACCGCGACAUUGUUUGGGAUUCCGGACGAAACCGGCUGGGCCAUUCCGAUGCCCGCCGUGACGGCCGCGACAACCAGAAACAACGUCCACGCCGUGUUUUCAACGUGUGUGGUGGCUGCUGUGGAGACGGCUGGGGGGACCGAAGAGAUCGAGUUCCACACCGAGGAUUACGCGUUUGAGGAUGUCGCAUCGGUGACGGAAGAGCCUGACGCGUUGAGCCAUAUGUGGGCCGCGCUUGACAGCUUUGACUCGUUUUUCGCACGCGAUUCGCCCACGGCGUUUGACGCACCCCAGAUGUACGAUAAAAACGUAUCGCAAAUCUUGAACCGGAGUUUAGCGCGCACCCCGUCGAACACUUCGUUCAAGCAGUCGUUGGCGGACUCGUUUGAUGGGCCACUUCCAGCGCCGGUGCAGCAGCCCGAAAGCGCCUUGGACCUCAUUGGGAGCACUCCGCUCAUCCGCCUCAACAAGAUCCCGCAGUCUCUCGGGAUCAAGUGUAACAUCCUCGCCAAGUGCGAGUUCUUCAACGCUGGUGGCUCCAUCAAGGACAGAAUCGCUAAGCGUAUGGUCGAGGAGGCUGAAGCCUCUGGUUUGAUCAAGCCAGGCUACACCUUGAUUGAGCCAACCUCCGGUAACACCGGUAUUGGUUUGGCGCUCAUGGGGGCCGUCAAGGGCUACAGAACCAUCAUCACCUUGCCAGAGAAGAUGUCCAACGAGAAGGUUGCCGUUUUGAAGGCACUCGGGGCCGAGAUCGUGCGUACCCCGACCGAAGCCGCGUGGGAUGCCCCAGAGUCGCACAUUGGUGUGGCCAAGAAGUUGAACGCUGAGAUUCCAAACUCCGUCAUCUUAGACCAGUACAGCAACGUCAACAACCCUGACGCCCACUACUACACCACCGGCUACGAGAUCUACCAGCAGACCGAGGGUAAGAUCACUGCCCUUGUGGCUGGUGCCGGUACCGGUGGUACCAUCACCGGUAUUGCCAAGUAUUUGAAGGAACAAAACCCGGCCAUUAGAGUCGUCGCUGCCGAUCCCCACGGUUCCAUUUUAGCCGUUCCAGAGUCCCUCAACACCUCCACUGACCCCUACAUGGUCGAGGGUAUCGGUUACGACUUCAUCCCAGACGUGUUGCAGAGAGAUGUCGUCGACGAGUGGAUCAAGACCGAUGACACUGAGUCCUUCCACUACGCCAGAAGAUUGAUCAAGGAGGAGGGUUUGCUCGUUGGUGGCUCCUCCGGGACCGCGCUCGCCGCUGCCUUGAAGGUUGCCGAGACCUUGACCGAGAAUGACACCCUUGUCGUUGUCUUCCCUGACUCUAUUAGAUCGUACUUGUCCAAGUUUGUUGACGACGGCUGGAUGAGCAUCAACGGGUUCUCGGACGAGGCGCCGGCCGAGGACGACCACUUGAGAAAGUAUACUAUCAAGGAUUUGCACCUCAAGCCAGUGGUGACCGUCAAGAGCUCCGAUACUGUCGAACACACUUUCAAGCUCAUGCAGGAACACGGAUUCGAUCAGUUGCCGGUAUUGAACGCCGUCGGCAAGCUUGUCGGCUUGGUUACCUUGUCCAAGAUCCUCAAGUCUUUGUCCUCCAAGAAGGUCCAGUUGACCAACUCCAUUGUGUCCAUCAUUAUUGACUUCCGCCAGUUGAAGAACUUUGACGCGUCUGAGAUCACUGAGACCCCACAGUUGAAGAAGCGUGAGUACGCGUCCAUGACCGUUGACACCUCUUUGUACUUGUUGAACAAGUUCUUUGAACAGAACUCCAACGCCGUGAUCACCGAUGCCAACUUGAAGCCGGUUCAUGUUGUUACCAAGGUUGACUUGGUUUCCUUCAUGCUCUCCAAGGCUUAG